Messenger RNA from Oncorhynchus keta (chum salmon), 5848 nucleotides. RefSeq names its product paralemmin-1-like. The transcript has 6 exons. The record is from RefSeq and is a predicted model, not a curated record. Bases 1 to 1050 code for a protein of 349 amino acids. Gene Ontology annotation, cellular component: membrane. Gene Ontology annotation, biological process: regulation of cell shape. NCBI's taxonomy places the organism in Eukaryota, Metazoa, Chordata, Actinopteri, Salmoniformes, Salmonidae.
AUGUUCUUCUGUCCUGUCCAGCAAAAGUCCCUGAGGGAAAAAUGGUUGCUAGACGGAGCUGCUGGGUCGGAGCAGGACGAGGCCAAGAAACAGUUGGCGGAGGACGAGACCAAGCUCAAGGGGAUGGAGGAGAGCAUCAUUAGACUGGAGCAGGAACUGGAGGAGCUGGAGACGGGCGUGUCGGUGACCUCCACCGAAGAGAGUCUGACAGAUGCAGCCAAGGUGGAAGAAGCCAAGACUGCCGACAACAAAGCUCCUGCAGGCACUGUUCAAGAGGUCAAGGAAGUGCUCAAAGUGCACAACAGCCCUCGUCUGGACAUGUCCGGAGGUGCAUCAGAUAUAAUGAGAACAGCGAUGUACUCAGUAGAGAUCACCGUUGAGAGGGACAAUGUCACGGGCGAGACUAAGGUGUUGUCCACCAACACCCUACUGCCCAUUAACCUCUCUGGGCAAGGGGUCAAGGUGUAUGAGGAUUACCAGAAAGUGGUACACGAGGUGAACGGGGAGAACGGGGUCCACCAGCUCAGCGCCAACGAGGUGGACGAGCUCAUCCUCAAAGCUGAUGAGUCCAUGAUGAGCGACGCCACCAAUACUGAGUUGGCUGCCGAGCAGCAGACGACACCCAAGAAGGAGAUCACAGGCAUGGAGGCCAAGGCAGGUGGCGCUAGUCCCCAGCCAGGUGGAGGCGAGAUGGAGGCCAGCGCCGAGAACCCCGUCACUAUGGUGUUCAUGGGCUACCAGAGUGUGGAGGACGAGACGGAGACCAACAAGGUGCUGGGCCUGGAGGGUACCGUCAAGGCCCAGCUGGUGGUCAUCGAGGACGGCGAGGGCAAGAAUGUGACGGUUGGGCCCACUCCAGCCACCGUGACCGUCACCGAGGGAGGCGCCAAGGAAGAGCAGUCUCCCCCACCCAACGGCAGCGCCGCUGACCCUGCCAAGACCCCCCAGGAAACAUCCUCCGCAAAGGAGAAAGGGGGUGAGCCAGAGGGGGGUACCACUGAGUUAAACAACAAGGAGAAGCAGCCUUGCAAGUGCUGCACCAUCAUGUGAGCAACUGUUUGUUGUGUGGCUGAAUUCCCCCCGGAACUUGACUUUUCAAGGAGAAAUGACAAACUAACAACAACCAUAACGUCAUGACAACCAACAAACCCCUCCCCCCACCCUGAAAAAAAAGGAAUACAUGUUCUUUAUCUUCUGUUGUUUCCCGACUUCGUUUGAAGUAUUUCAUCAUCAUCUCAUCGUCUCCUUUCCUUCUUUUGACCUUUUUUAUUAUUUCAGGUUUGGUUGUGCGAAAGAAGAGCAAUCCCUACCUCCUCACACUUUGAGAUUUCUGAGGGAGAGAGGAGAUAGAAAAGGAAGGAUAGAAAGAGAGGGAGGAAGGGGUUUGUUUACUCACCCAGCAUUGUCCAACAAGCAUUUUUUUUAAAUGACAUCUCUUAUACACCACCAUGAAUUGUGUAAUCUUAACUUUCUGUAUGAUGGACAGAUAUAUCUCUAUGUAUCUCUGUAUAUACAUUGUUUAUUUCAAAGAUAUAUUUAUUUGACUUUUUAUUUUUUGAAAAUGCCCUUUGGAAAGUGUUUUUGACAGAAGCAUGGUAUUCAUUGUUUUUUUCUGUCCUGUGCUAUAGCAUUUUAGAUAAAAACGGGGACAUGAUGGAACACUUGGAACAUUUAUGUUAGAACAUUUUAUUGGAUUUUGAUUUCCAGAAAAAAAAAAUGUUUUACUUUGGAAUGUCUGAGACAGACACAACACUGAUAUAUGGGAUGUCUGUGACAAACACAACACUGAUAUUUAGAAGUGACAUGCAAUGAGACGUCAGUGAUAUUGAUGACAUCGAAGUACUGUGUGCGUGUGUGUAUGAGCAUGCAUGAGUGUGUGUGCUGGUUUAAAAUGACCUCAUUGGUCCUUAUAUCAUCCUACACUACACUACCCACAAUCCCCAUCACCUAUUUUCUUUCUGGAAGAAAAAACAAUCCAUGCAAUUCUUUUGUGAUUUCCCUGCAACCAAAUCAGCUACACUAGUUCGACAACACUAAUAUUGAAUUGAAUAACAUGUGUGAAGGUCAUUCAUACCGAAGCUUGAGACUGAUGAAAUUAAUGCCCAUCUGUAAGGCUUGAUGUUUGUGUGAUUCGCCCCCACUUAACUACAUUAUCCAGAAUACCACUGCCCCUUUAAUAUAAAUAAUGUUGCUUACAGCUGCCUUUGUGGUAACACUAACUACUUUUCAUUAACUCAUUGACAUAAUCCUGGCUCCUGAUGUUAUGACCUAGCAACUAACAGCUGGGUUUUGAAAUAAUGGUCGGCGUGGACAGGCCCUUCCAAUGUCCCGAAGAUUUUCAGCUGGAUAUUAACUACUGUGGAAUUGGUGCAUGGAGCAUAAUCUGUUGUUUUAAAUGACAGCGCAUAUCCUACCAAACUGUGUUGCAAAUACUGCAAGAAUUUGCUCCAUUCAGACAUUAAGGAAGAGUGACAUUUGAAUGGGGGUCGGGGUCAUAUAUUUCCCCCAGAGUCUGUGUGGGAGGAGAUUCAUUAUAAGAGUAUUUGGUUUUCUGUUUUCCUGUUUGAACUCUACUGUCAGGCCUUGGUUUUGUCAUUUGUCAACGAAACCAAAGAAAACCGUUCAAAUAGGCCUAUUUUUCAUUGUGUAUCUAUCACAGGAGGUUGGUGGCACCUUAGUUGGAGAGGACGGGCUUGUGGUAAUGCCUGGAGCGGAAUCAGUGGAAUGGUAUCAAAUACACCACACACGUGGUGUCCAUGUGUUUGAUACCAUUCCAUUUGCUCGGUCCCAGACAUUAUUAUGAGCUGUCCUCCACUCUGCAACCUCACUGGUAUCUAUCGACAUGUGAGGCAAAAAGCAGGGAAUUUCAAGAAGAACAUUCCAAGAAGUUUUCAGAAUCCUUUCCUACCCUCCUCUGAGUGGUCAAUUUUGCUCCAAAUUUGGUGUUUUUUUCAGAGAACAAUAGAUGUUUUUGCAGUGUGGCUACAUUUGAACAGCUGUGUUUUACUUUCCCUUGGCUUGUGUGUGUUUGUUAGCUGCAGCUAUAGCAUUCUUUACAUCUUGCCAUUUUGGAGCCAAAUUUCCAGCUAAGCUGAGGGUCAUGUUAUCAUUGUCCAGUGUAUUUUCCCCAGUGGUGAGUUGAGUCAGUUGAGUUGGAUUAGGUAAACUAGGAGUCAGAACUCAGUGACACGCUCAUAUGUAACCGUGGUCCAAGUGUUAUUAUUCGCAUCCGAAAUAAAACAAACAUUUUGUUUUCAAAGAUGGUCUGCAUUAUCUUUAAGUGAGUCCAAGAAGUGAGCCAGAGGUUUGCCAGCUUUGCAUCAUGUUUGCCUAUUCCUCUUUUAAUAUUGUUCCAUGUGUAUUUAUACCUUUCCAUUAAUAUGUAUAGAGCUCUAUAUGUUAUUUAAAUAGUGAAUGUCUUUGUGAGGGUUCAAAUCAAGAACAUGAGGGAGAAUAGAUAAAAAAUAACCAGGUCUGAUAAGCCUUGUCAAAAUUAUGCUGGAGAAUCCAUUGCACUGGUUAGAGCGUUGGACUAGUAACUGAAAGGUUGCAAGUUCAUAUCCCCGAGCUGACAAGGUACAAAUCUGUCGUUCUGCCCCUGAACAGGCAGUUAACCCACUGUUCCUAGGCCGUUAUUGAAAAUAAGAAUUUGUUCUUAACUAACUUGCCUAGUUAAAUAAAGGUAAAAAAAUGAUCAUGUAAAAUAUAUUAUGAAAUAAUAUUCUUUGCCAAUCCCCUUCAAUCCCACUUCCUCAUGUGCAUUCAAAGGGGCAGGGCAAUCAUUGAUAGGCCGACAACAUCCUCCAAUAUGCUGCUCAGCAUCCUGCAAGGAGCAUAAAAAGCUGACACAGUGAAAUGUGCGUUACUCUAUAGGAGUGGUCCCAACCUUUCUCGGUUACUGUACUACCAACUGAAUUUUGUUCUGCCCAGAGUACCCCUGCAGUACCCCCUCAUGUGCAUUUUACCAGUAGGCCUAUGGUCGCAUGAGUCUUCUCAAGUAUCCUCUGUGGAUAGGCCAAGUGGUCCUAGUACCGGUCCUAUCACUGCUCUAUAGGACAGUCACACUAUCUGUAGUGUUGGUCUAGAAUACUUUCAAUAAAAAACACUGACUUCGAAUUCGCUUAGGCAUUGCUGACGACCAGUCCUUGUCGACUAAUAUUCCCACACUGCUGGAUCCAAAUCUAUGCAAGAACUCCCAUUCAUGAAAGCUGCCAACGUCAGCAUCAGCAAAAUCAUCAUAUAGUUUUAGCAUUGAGGACAAGCAGCAGCACUGAUAAGAGUUCAUCAGUAUAUCACAAAGGCCAAGCAUUGAACCAUGCCCAUCCUUUCCUUUGCAAAAGAUGAUCCUUUUUUAUUUCCUAAAUAUCUGCUUGCUAACAGUUUGCUAACAGCAUAGAUUUGGUUUGUCAAUUUCAAUUUGAACGGUGGAAAGAAGAUUUCAUAUGUUGUCACUGCCAACAUGGCAGCACAUCACAUGUUGGGAUGGAUACAUGUGGGUUUUGUGGUGCUAAAUCAUUGAUACUGUUAUAUCUGACAGCCACAGUUUAGAUAUUAUUUUAGAUAUACAUUUCUGCAGCUUGUGUUUCAAGAAAAUCACUGAUAUUUCUAUUUACAAUAGGAAAUAGUGUCAGCAAGAGUCAUUUUCGAGGCACACCUCAACAAGGAAGUGUUUAAUCAGUUAAAUUCCAAGCUUAUUUGAAGCAACAACUAGGUGUUCUGUUUUUAAAGUUUUUCUUUUAGGAUAACAUGCAACAGUCAUCUCAAAACUGAAAAAUGUGAACAGUCAUACAUCUCUUUGUUCUAACACAAACAUACUGUACAAAUGCACUUACUGUAGGGUGGUCAAACUGAAAGCCAUAGUGUUCUUGGUGGAAGAAAUCGUCCAUACCAUUAGAGUCAGAGAGAACAUUGGUGACCAUAACCUAAUCAAAUUUGUCCAUCCACAAUGAAAUACGGUGACACUUAAGUUAAAAAAGGACUUACAUAACACCUUCAUAACAUUUCUUUAGAGGAAAGAAUUACAUGGCACUUUGAGAGGGACUUGGAAAUCAACGACACUGUGUUUAAUUUAGUCUGUUCUAUUCACACCGUUCAUUUUGCUGCCUUCAACAACUUUGAGCUUGAAGGUUAACGAACAUCAAUAUCAAUGAAGGAUAAUGAAUGCCAAUUAUGUUCUUAUGAAGGGUAAUGAUUGCAUGGACAUCUCCACUAAAGUGCAGAUCCAUCCUACUGAGCAGUGGGUAGAAUUUACUCUUAACCACUGAUGCAGGGUCAGAUUUGAUUUUAUCCCUAAUGGCUAAGGUUAGGAUUGGGAGCUAGGUAAUCUGAUCCUAGAUCUGUGGUGAAGGGUGACUUCUGCCUCAAGCUCGUUUUGAAUACCCAAUACAUCUCCUUCCUCUGUCUUGCUGAGCUUGGUGUAGCAGCAGAGGCUUGUCGCCCCUGGCAACCACUGUCUGCACUGCCAGCGCCAUGGUUACCUCAUGACUCUUGCUCUGCAACAGCACUCCCCUGUUGGUUCUUAUCAAUAUUUACAUUCCAUUUCCGACUUCUCUCUCUCUCUCUACACACCCCCAAUGCCUUGUAGUCUGGCCCCUGGUCAGGCAUCUUUUUUGUAAAUGUAUAUAUAAGCAUCUACAUAUAAAUGUCUGUCGCUCUCUCGUCCUCUUGUGUAGACUCCUAGAUCUUUGUGCUCAUGGCAGUCAGUCAGUGAAGGGCCCAGGUAAUAGAGUGGGUGUCAACACACUGCUGCUCUUCUUAUGCUUUUGUAGUUGCCAAGGUCGGCUUUCUCACAAACUGGAAAGUGCUGUAGAGGAAACGACAAAUAAAAAUGUGACGUGCUUCAAUGGUC